Aspergillus puulaauensis is the source of this 1020-nucleotide messenger RNA. Its product is annotated as NAD(P)-dependent alcohol dehydrogenase. The transcript has 3 exons. NCBI's taxonomy places the organism in Eukaryota, Fungi, Ascomycota, Eurotiomycetes, Eurotiales, Aspergillaceae. Bases 1 to 1020 code for a protein of 339 amino acids. Gene Ontology annotation, biological process: alcohol metabolic process. The record is from RefSeq and is a predicted model, not a curated record. Gene Ontology annotation, molecular function: zinc ion binding; alcohol dehydrogenase (NADP+) activity.
AUGAGUGUCACUUUUGAGGUUUAUCGAGGCUCCACCGAGGGGAAAAUCGUCCCUAACAAGACCACACGUAUCCUUGAGCCCAAUGAGGUGUUCAUUGAGAUGACCCACGCAGGCCUUUGCGGUUCUGAUGAGGUCUUUCUUACCACUGGACAGGCAUUGGGCCAUGAAGGCAUCGGGGUUGUCCAGAAGAUUGGGUCCGACGUACAAGACGUCAAAAUUGGAGAUCGGGUUGGUUUCGGUUUCACACAUUUCUUUUGUGGGAAUUGCCGAUGGUGCUCUACAGGGUUGGAUCAGCACUGCGAGAAGAAAAGGUGGUACGGUUGGCAUGAUCUCGACAUUGGCGCCUUUGGAGAAGGGUUUGUCAUGGAUGCCGGCUCUGUGAUUCCCAUUCCAGAUGGCUAUGAUUCUGCAGAUGCUGCUCCUCUUAUGUGUGCUGGGGCCACUGUCUGGACGGUGCUGACGGAGUACGAUGUCCGACCUACGGACCGUGUUGGUAUUAUGGGUGUCGGAGGUCUAGGACACCUGGGGAUCAAACUCGCAGCAGCAAUGGGGUGCCACGUUGUUGUUCUGUCCAGGUCCGAAGCCAAAAGGGAUGAGGCAUACAAAUUUGGUGCUUCUGAAUAUCAUGUUUUUGCGCCUGGUCAGGAAUUAGAAGACUUCGAGCCUCUCGAUCAUCUACUGCUCUGUGGAAACCAUGAAGUGGACAUGCCAUCUAUCAUUCCUCUCAUGAAUGUUCAUGGAUCGAUAUACCUUCUAACCGUGCAGUUCACUCCGCUUACAAUCCCAUCUAUCCCACUUGUACAAAACGGCAUUCGGAUCCAGGGAUCGCUGGUUGCUUCGAGACAAGGCCUUCGCAGCCUGGUCAAGUUUGCCGCCGAGAAGAAGAUCACACCGACGACAAUGAAAUUCCCACUGACCCGUGAUGGUGUUGAAGCCGCAAUGCAGACUCUGCGUGAGGGCAGGAUGAGAUAUCGUGCUGUUCUGGUUCGUGAUCCACGGGUGGCUCGCAAUGGUUUUUAA